UCACGAAUCCGCAAGGCAAAGCAAACCAAUACAAAUACAAGACAAUAAGUGAACUGAGAACCGCAAAACGCUAAGGAAAAAACCAAAAACCCAAAGAAAUAAAAUAAACGUUGCACCCACCACCGCCUCACGCUCACCGCCUCACCGCUCGCCCGCUAGUUUAAAGCUAAUGCCACCGCCCACCACCACUAGAACUACUACUUCCACCACAACCACUAGUACCACCACCACCAAGAACCAAGUACCACAACCACCAACUACCAGCCUCGAUCUGAACCACUUCGCAAUCAAAUAACAAGAAAAGAGUUAAAUGUAAAAAAGAAAGAAAGAAAGGCAGAGUCCAGAUUCCGAGUCCACUUGUCCAAAAUGUCUUCAAAUAUUGAAAAAUACCCAGGCAAAAUUCGUAUUGACCACCAAGCAUAUGAGCUUGUGGCUAAAGGUGUCUCCGGCAUCGACUUGUUUCAUGUUGUAACUCGAGGACUUUCGUUUAUUGGCAACAAUAAUGGUCAGCACAACAUUGACAACACUGGCUGCUGGACAAACAACUAGUAGCAGUAAUCACCAUCACCACCACCAUCACAGCCACCAGCAGCAGCAGCAGCAGCAACAGCAGCAGGAACAGUCGCAGCAGCAGCAGCAGCCGCAUCAGCAGUUGCCCUACCAGCAACGCGGCUACUACGCACUGAACGGCAGCUUGGAGCUAGACUGCGACACCAGCAACACGAACAGCAACGGCAACAGCAACAGCAACAGCAGCAGCAGCAACAACAUUGGCUACCAGCAACACCAGCAGCAGCAGCAACAGCAGCCGCCGUUGAUCCUGUCGCAGGCUCUGCUGUCGCCAUCGCCGCCGCUCAACGAUCAGAUCAGCUUGCUAUUCCCCAAGUGCCGACCCAAACAGCAGCAGCAGCAGCAGCAACAGCAGCAGCAGCAGCAACAGCAGCAGCAACUUCAGCCAGCACAACAGCAGCAGCAGCAACAUGUCCUCCCCACGCAUGACGUGAAUCGCAGCUGCAACAGCAACAGCAACAGCAACAGCAACCGGAGCAGCAGCCCCACGUCAGCGGGAGUGGUUGGGGAGCCGUUGGCCAACGUCAGUGUUAGUCCGCCGCCACCGCCCAAGGCCACGCCCACCAGCACGCCCAGCUAUUACAAGAGCGUGAACAUUAUAACGCAAUCACCGCCGCCACACUCAACAUCCUCGCACUCCUCCGAAUCGCUGUCCUCGGUGACGCCUCGCAUUUCCACGAAUCCCUUUCUGUGUGCACCACUCACGCCGCCCACACCACCGCACCACCAGCAUCAACAGCAGCAGCAGCAGCAGCAGCACCACCACCACCAACACCAGCAGCAACAGCAGCAGCAGGAGCAACAGGAGCAGGACACCACGGGCGAGUCAGUUGUGGAGGGCAGCAGAAGCAGCAGGUGCGGCGCUGCUGGCGAGGUGCUCGAGUAUCCCGCCUCGUUCUACUACCACACGGUGGGCGAUAGUAGGCGUGGUCCCGGGCCCGGCUACACGGAGAUGCCGCGCAAACGCAACAGUGCGUUGCCCGCCAGCAACAGGCAGCAGCAGCAACAGCAGCAGCAGCAGCAACAGUUGCACAACGGCAACGGCAGCCAGAAUCCCUUCAUUAAGGAGAACUACUGGGAGGCACCGCCGACACGGGCCAGUCUGCUGCUCCACUCGCCCACGGAGUACUCCGAGGAGCCACAACAGCAGCAGCAACAGCAGCAGCAGCAGCAACAGCAACAGCAGCAGCAACAGCAGCAGCAACAGCAGCAGCAGCAGCAUACGCAUGCCUCAGCCAGACGAGCUUACCACCAGCAGCGGGAGCAGGUUUACGGAAUCAGUCAGCGAUCGCAGCAGCAGCACAUAUUGCGGGUGGGUCGAAGUCCAGUUAAUCGCAGCUUUCCACAGCAACAGCAGCAGCAGCAGCAGCAGCAGCAACAGCAGCAGCAGCAACAGCAGCAGCAGCAACAGCAGCAGCAACAGCAACAUCAGCAGAUUCCAACUGCCAGGAGCAAUCCCUGUGCCGACGGCCUGACUCCGCUGGCCAGCCACUAUCUGUAUGGCAGCAAGUCAUCGUUGGAUCAGCAUCCCGGCGAUUGGGAGCCGCGGGAGCAGCGCAAGAUGAGGCUGCGCGAGGAGCGGGAAAGGGAGAGGGAAAGGGAGCGAGAGAGGGAACGAGAAAGGGAAAGAGAGCACCUGUUGCUGGAGCAACAGCAGCAGUUGCAACUGCAGGAAGUGCAGGCGGCCAGGGACAACCACCUCAGCCACUUGGCGGGUCAGCAGCAGCAGCAGCAGCUGCAGCAGAGGAAGCGACACGUUUACGGCGAGGAGCGGGAAUCCCGAGAGAGGGAUCGAGAGCGGGACAUGGAGCGGGAUCAUCGCCUGGUCAAUGGAAAUGCAGAUCCCAACGAGAGCUGGCAGCAUCUGCGCGUUACGACCGAAACGUUGGCGGAGGAGGGCGGCAAACACGGCAAGCCGGUGGACAAGCACCAGCAGCUCCAGCAGCACCAGCAGCACCAGAUGCACAAUACGAACCCAAGUCAGAAUCCGGAGGUGAAUGUCUACAGGGAGCACAAGCUGGACAAGCUGGACAAGCUGGACGCCUGGAAGCUGGAGCGCAACUACACGCUGGCCGUGGAGUCGCGUCACGGCAUCAUUGAGUACGAGGGCUCGCCCAGACGCAUUGGAGUGACCAGCAGCAAUGUGCUGGCCACUGGAGCGGCGGCGACGGCAUCAGCAGCAGCGGACGAAAGCGAACCACCAGCAGCGGCAGAAGCUGCAGCAACAGCAACAGCAGCAGCAGUAGCAGCAGCAGCAGCAGCAGCAGUAGCAACAGCAGCACCGCAACCACAGCAGCAGGUGCCCAUGGCCACCGUACCACCGCUGAGCUCCACGGCCACCUCGCUGCAGAAGACGGCCGCCCGCGCAGCACUGGCUGCUCUGGCCCAGAGCCAUCCACACAACUCCCACAACAUACUCAGCUCUCUGCUGCCGCACUCGCCCAAUCCCAUCCAGAGCUAUCCAGUGCGUCCGGGAUUUCCGCAGCGCAUCAUCUCGCCGCCCAGUCGUGAGCCACGCAGCAGCUCCCCUCCCCUGCAGCAGCAGCAGCAAUAUCAGCAGCAACAGCUGCAACAGCAACAGCUGCAACAUCAGCAGCAGCACUUCGCCAGUCUGAUGAGCAGUCACAGUAACAACAACUCCAACACCAACAAACAGCCGCUGAGCAGCGACAACAAUGCGGAGGACACCAGCAACGAUGUGUCCGAGAUUGGCACCAUAUCCGACCUGACCACUCCGGAGGCAGUGGGUCUGUCCAUUGGAUUCGCUGCAGGAGAGUUGGCCAGCCGGGCGGGCACUCCACCGCAAACGGCGCAAGCUCCACCGACAUCAGUGGCGGGCAGCACUGCCAAUGGAACCGCAACCGCAACCGGAAACGGAAGCGGAAAUGGAACAGCAAACGGAAAUGCAGCAGCAACGGGCAGCGGACUGGUGCCCUUGAGCCUGCACACUAAAUCAUCGACCUUCGAUUAUCUGUACGAGUUCUCGGAGACGCGCAAGGUGCUGGAGGAGUUCUUCAAGUGCCCCUCCACCGACGAGCAGCCCAUCAUGGAGAAUGGCAGCGAUGUGGACAGCAUUGAUAUCCAGUACGAGUUCCACAGCAACUUUGAGCGCGACGAGGAGGAUUUGGCCGAGGAGGAGGAAGCCGAUGACGACGAGGAGGUCGACGACGAUGCCGACGAGGAGAACGACGAGGCCGAGGAUGAGGACGAGCCAUUGGACCAGGAUCGUGACCAGAACUACCGCCCACAGGCGUUACCGCCCACAUCCGGCCACAUCGCCUCCGAGCGCCUUGUGUUCGCUGGCUAUGGACAGCAGUCGCAAUCGCAGGCGCAGCUCACCGCUCAGCCGAUGAGCGGAUCGAGACGACACUAUAGCGGCAGUCCGCUGAUACGGGACUUUGACUUCUUCCUGGACUCCACCAGUCGCAGCAGCGGCGAGCGGGAUGCCGAUCAGGAUGGGCUCAAUCACAACCAGCUGCUGAGCACGAGCAGCGGACAUGGCGGGCACGGAAGCGUGGGAGGCGUGGGAGUGGGAGUGGGAGUGGGCAGUGGAAUAGGCGUGGGUCCGGGUGGUGGCCACAACUACCGCUAUUCGCCGGAGACCACCGACUACGAUUCCAACUGCGGCGAUAUGGACAGUCUCUCGGGUGAGAUGAAUGGCGGGGUGUCGACCUCCUGCUCGAACUACGCUAAAUUCUAUGCCUCGGCCAUGCCGGUCCUGGAGGAUGGCCUCUCCUCCGGUCACACCAGUGACACCGAGAACAACAACAACAACCAGAAGAACCUGCAGCAGUCGACGCUCAACCAGGGCGGCCAGUGCCCCAACAGCUUGAGCGGCAGCACCAGCAUCGGUGGCAGUGGCGGCAUCUCCAUGCUGAUGGACAUGAAGCGCAUCUCGACGAACCACAGCCUCAAUAGCAUGAACAACCAGACCAUCACCAUCACCAGCAACACCAACACCACCAACACAACCAGCACAACGGAUAGCAAUGGCGGUGUCGGCGUGGUGGGUCACCAUCUGGUGGCCACACUCGUCCACAGUCCCAACAAUGGGCAGGCGAAGUCGCAGGGUAAGCCGCAGCUGCAAUCACAGCCGCCAAAGACAUUGUCACUAGAUCAGAGUCCCAGCAACCACAGCAAAGUGUUCAAGAACAUUGAUCCGGAGUUGGAUUCGCUCUACUCCAUUGGAGUUUUCCACCGUCCAGACACGGUGCAGAUGACGCCACCUCCGCCCGCUCCGGCGCCACAUCGCAAGCCCAACAUCAAUGGCUGCUCCAGUGGCGUUGUGAACACCAAUGGCAGCAGCGACGUGGAUCUGCUGCAGCCGAGCACCAAGCACACUCCAUUGGCGGCGGCCAUUAGUUCCACGCUGCAGCGCAGUUCGCCCACCUCGACGAUAACCGGAAAUGGUAUCGCGACCGGAAACGGAAACGGAAGUGGAAAGACCAGAAGCGCCAGCAGCAAUUGCAGCAGCAGCGCCAACGGCGGCAUGCCACCGCCCAUUCCGGAGAGAACCAACCUCGUUGCCGCAGUCCAAAGAUCUCCAUCACCUGGCCGCAACUCACCCGUAUGGCUAUCGCGACACUUGGACGGUGGCGCUGGCAAGGAUCUGCUGGAAUCCGGCUCCGAUAAUCACUCAAAGAAUCACAGCGCCGACGAGGAAGACGUGGACACCGAUCUGGAGACGGACCGCCUGCUGGGCCACCAGAGGCUGGACGACCAGGGCUACUACGAUGAGAACAAGAGCUGGGAUCGCAAGCCGCGCUCGCUGCUCUCGAAGAUCUCGCCCAAGCAGCAGAUACCGAGCACCAAGACGCGCAACGGCUACAAUGCCCUGCUGAGCUCCACGCCGGAACUGCCGCCCCCGAUUCCGCCAAAGGGUCAGUCCGGAUUGGGAUUGGGUCUCACGCUGGGCGCCGGCAAUGGUGGCAAGCUGCUCGACUUGGUUGGCGGCAUGGUGCAGCGCAGCUUAUCGCGCAGCUCGUCGGAGCACAGUGAGAAAUCGCCCAGUAUAAUGCCCAUUUCUGGCGGGGAUCUGUGUGCCGGCGGCGUGGAUGUGGUUGCCUCUGCUGUGGCGGCCACCGCGGCAACGGUGGUGGCCAGCACGCCGGCGUUGGGUAGUCCCGGUAAUGGCGGCGGAUCGGAGCGAUCCGCUCAAGGCAUGACCAAUCCGGGUGGAGCAGUCAAGCUGGGCGAGCAGGAGAUGGGCGCCAUUAACGGUGGCAGCGCCAUGCCAUUGGGAGCUGGAUCGGGAACUGGAGCUGGAUCGGGAGCGGGAGCGGGAUCUGGAACUGGAACGGGUGCCAAUGCAGCUGUGGUGGCCAACAGCAACGCCAGCAACAACAACAACAACGUCAGCAGCGGCGGUGGCAACAACAGCAACAACAGCAGCGGCAGCGGCGCCGGCAGCAACAGCAACAGCGGCGAGAAAAAAGUGAAAAAGAGUAAGAGCAAAGAAGGCGGUGCAGUGCUCAUCGAGGGCGUUCUCUUCAGGGCCAAGUACUUGGGCUCCACGCAGCUGGUCUGCGAAGGUCAGCCCACGAAGUCGACGCGCAUGAUGCAGGCGGAGGAGGCCGUCUCCAGGAUAAAGGCGCUGGCACCCGACGGCGAUGUGCAGCCCAGCACAGAGGUGGAUCUGUUUAUAUCGACGGAGAAGAUCAUGGUUCUGAACACGGACCUCAAGGAGAUCAUGAUGGAUCACGCCCUGCGCACCAUCUCCUACAUUGCGGACAUCGGGGAUCUGGUGGUGCUGAUGGCCCGUCGUCGCUUUGUUCCCCAGGACAUCGAUGAUGCACCCAAGCCGAAUCGCACGCCCAAGAUGAUCUGUCACGUGUUCGAGAGCGAUGAGGCGCAAUUCAUUGCCCAGUCGAUUGGCCAGGCCUUUCAGGUGGCCUACAUGGAGUUCCUCAAGGCGAAUGGCAUUGAGGAUCAUCGAUUUGUCAAGGAGAUGGACUACCAGGAGGUGCUCAACAGCCAGGAGAUCUUCGGCGACGAACUCGAGAUCUUUGCCAAGAAGGAGCUGCAAAAGGAGGUGGUAGUUCCGAAAGCCAAGGGCGAGAUACUGGGCGUGGUGAUCGUGGAAAGCGGCUGGGGCUCCAUGCUGCCCACCGUGGUAAUUGCGAAUCUAAUGAGCUCCGGCGCUGCUGCCCGAUGUGGGCAGCUCAACAUCGGCGACCAGUUGAUCGCCAUCAAUGGACUGAGCCUCGUGGGUCUGCCGCUCUCCACCUGCCAGACGUACAUCAAGAACACCAAGAACCAGACGGUGGUCAAGUUCACCGUGGUGCCAUGUGCCCCAGUCGUCGAGGUGAAGAUCAAGCGGCCGGAGACCAAGUACCAGCUGGGCUUCAGCGUCCAAAACGGAGUGAUCUGCAGUCUGUUGCGUGGUGGCAUUGCGGAGAGGGGUGGCGUUCGUGUGGGUCAUCGCAUCAUCGAGAUAAACAACCAGAGCGUAGUGGCUGUGCCCCACGAGAAGAUCGUUAACUUGCUAGCCACUUCAGUGGGCGAGAUACUAAUGAAAACGAUGCCCACGUCCAUGUUCCGCCUGCUCACUGGCCAGGAAAAUCCCAUAUAUAUUUAAGCCUGCGGCAGAGUAAUAAACGGCGAUUAUUGUUAACUAUAAAAAAAGAAAAAACAAAAACAAAAAGAAAAAGAAAAACACAACCUUACAAGGUUAUUACGAUAUUUAGUAUAUAUACCUAUACAUAUAGAGAAAGAACGUGAAAGAGGGAGUAAAUAUAUGUGUGUAUAUGCGUGUGUACCUAUAUAUAUACAUAUAUGCUAAACAUAUACUACACACGAGUGUAUCGAUUUUUUUUGUGAGUAAUACUAGACAAAGUUCGAUCGGAGACGAGUUAAGAGCAGCUACUACGACAAAUAAGAGAAAGCGAUAACUAACACACACUAACACACACUAACACACACUAACACACACUAACACACACCAACACACACACACAUGGCACGCCUUUUUGCAAAGCUUAGUAAUAAUAGUUAAUAUUGUGUGAGAGUUUGGGCCAGCGGCCAGGACAUGCAUAUAUACAACAUACAUAAAUAUACAGACGAGUAUAUGAACAGAAUGACCUUUUUGCGAAAACGUCCUUAGCUUAGUUGAACGGCGACAUUAGUCAGAGAGAGUACAGCAGCUAUAGUAACAGAAGCCCCAUAUAUGUAUGCUUACCCCCAUACUUAUUGUAAAAACCAAAAAAUGAAAUCCAAAAAAAGGCAUGGCAACUCAAAAAGGCAAACCAAACCAGAUUCGAAUUCAGAUAGGAGGCGAGGCAGGCAGCUCUUUUGAUAUAGUAUAUAAAAUCCACACACUAUAUAACACCAUCCCGAAUAUAUUUAUAUAAACAAAUGGAAAUGGAUAGAGAAAUGGAGAUGGAAAUGAACAUGAAAAUGAAAAUGAAAAUGAAACUGAAAAUGGAUAUUGUAACUGCAGCGUUUCGUUUUCUACUCGCACCCAUAGCCGAGAAUAGUUGAUAGUU
This is a messenger RNA of Drosophila santomea, 8054 nucleotides long. RefSeq lists its product as uncharacterized. The record is from RefSeq and is a predicted model, not a curated record. The coding region runs from base 503 to 7147 and encodes 2214 amino acids. Lineage: Eukaryota; Metazoa; Arthropoda; Insecta; Diptera; Drosophilidae. The transcript has 16 exons. Gene Ontology annotation, cellular component: cytoplasm; dendritic spine; plasma membrane. Gene Ontology annotation, molecular function: protein binding. Gene Ontology annotation, biological process: chemical synaptic transmission.